AUGGAGAAUAGAGGUGAAAUAUGGCAAAUCCAUAUACAACUGUCUAAGUGUACACUGUCUGUCAAUGACAAAGCACAUUCUUACUUCAAUCUCCGAAGCGUUGAUCCAGAAAAAUACGAUAAAUUGCCCUUUUCUAUGAAUUUACUUGAGUCUGGAGUUCGGAAUUGUAAUGGUUUUCACAUUACCAAAGAAGAUGUUGAAAAUAUAUAUAACUGGGAACUUCAUCAAAAGAGUGAAGAGACAAUUGAGGUUUCAUUCAAACCUUCUAGAGUUAUCUUACAAGAUUUCACUGGGGUUCCUGCUCUCGUGGAUUUUGCUGCCAUGAGAGAUGCUGUAAAUCAAUUUGGGGGAAACCCUUUGACCAUCAAUCCAAUAUGCCCUGCAGACCUGGUGAUUGAUCACUCAGUUCAAGUUGACUUUUGCCGCAGGUCAGACGUGUUGGAGAAAAAUCAAGAUUUGGAGUUUGAACGCAACAAGGAGCGUUUCGCCUUCUUGAAAUGGGGUGCUCGAAGCUUCAAGAAUAUGAUCGCAGUUCCGCCGGGAUCGGGCAUCGUUCAUCAAGUGAACUUGGAAUAUCUCGCUCGUGUUGUCUUCGACCAAGAUGGCCUUCUUUAUCCAGACUCGGUUGUUGGAACAGAUUCGCAUACGACCAUGAUUAACGGGUUAGGAGUCGUCGGAUGGGGAGUUGGCGGCAUUGAAGCUGAAGCGGUUAUGCUAGGACAAGCUAUUUCAAUGGUUUUGCCUCAGGUUAUUGGAUUCCGGAUUACUGGGCAUUUGAGCCAAUUGGCUACAUCCACUGAUGUUGUCCUGACUGUCACGAAACAUCACCGCCAGGUUGGCGUGGUCGGCAAGUUUGUGGAAUUUUUCGGGCCUGGUGUUAAUGAACUGUCAAUUGCCGACCGUGCAACGAUCAGUAACAUGUGCCCUGAAUAUGGAGCAACAGUUGGUUAUUUUCCCGUUGACGAGAAAACAAUUGCAUACCUACGGCAGACGAACCGAUCGGCGGAACAAGUUGCUUACGUUGAAUCAUAUAUAUAGGCUGCCAGCAUGUUCAGAAAUUUUAAUAACAGUGCUCAGGAUCCCGUUUUUACUUAAAUUUACGAACUUGAUCUGAGCACAGUCGUUCCAUCACUCUCUGGUCCUAAGCGUCCACAAGAUCGUAUUGCUCAAUCAGACUUCAAAUUAGACUUCAGUCAAUGCUUAAGUAGUAAGGUUGGUUUCAAAGGAUUCGGUAUUGCGGAAGAAAAGUUGAACGCUAGCGCAUCUUUUGAAUAUGAAGGAUCAACGUAUACUCUUCGGCAUGGUUCCGUGGUUAUUGCCGCAAUAACGAGCUGCACUAAUACCAGUAAUCCAUCUGUUAUGCUGGGGGCCGGGCUUUUGACCAAAAAAGCUGUUGAAGCGGGAUUAGAGGUUACACCUUAUAUAAAGACGUCGUUAUCUCCUGGGAGUGGUGUUGUCACGUACUACUUGAAGGAGUCGGGAGUUAUUCCGGCUUUAGAAAAACUAGGAUUCAAUAUUGUUGGAUAUGGAUGUAUGACUUGCAUCGGAAAUAGUGGUCCGCUUCCUGAAUCCGUAGUGGAAGCUAUUGAGAAGGACGACCUGGUAUGCUGCGGUAUUUUGUCCGGCAACCGAAAUUUUGAAGGCAGGAUACAUCCAAAUACUCGAGCUAACUAUUUAGCGUCUCCAUUGUUAGUCGUGGCAUAUGCCAUCGCAGGGACGGUUGAUAUUGACUUUGAAAUCCAGCCGCUCGGUUAUUCUCCGGAUAAUAAGCCCGUCUUUUUACGAGACAUUUAUCCAACCCGAAAAGAAAUCCAAGCUGUCGAACAGCAGUUCGUUAUUCCUGCCAUGUUUCAGCAAGGAAGGAAGGAGAGGAACAAGCUUGAAGCUUCCCAAUGCGAUCUUUAUCCAUGGAAUGAAUCUUCGACGAACAUUAAAAAACCACCAUUUUUUGACGACAUGACCAAGGACAUUCCUUCGAUCCAGAGUAUUAAAGAAGCUCAUGCUCUGCUUUUUCUGGGCGACUCUGUUACAACCGAUCACAUUUCUCCGGCUGGCAGCAUUGCACGCAAUAGCCCUGCUGCUCGAUAUUUAGCUGCUCGCGGAUUGUCUCCGCGAGAAUUCAAUUCGUACGGAGCUCGUCGCGGAAACGAUGAAAUCAUGGCUCGUGGAACUUUUGCAAACAUUCGUCUAAUUAAUAAUUUAGUCUCCAAACCUGGUCCGCGCACUAUUCAAAUUCCAUCAGGAGAAGAAAUUGACAUAUUCGAUGCUGCCGAGCGCUAUCGUAAAGAUAAAUGCAAUUUAAUUGUUUUAGCGGGAAAAUAAUACGGUUCGGGCUCUUUCCGCGAUUGGGCAGCAAAAGGUCCAUGGAAACUUGGAAUAACUGCCGUUAUUGCGAAAUCUUUUGAGCGGAUCCAUCGAUCGAAUUUAGUUGGAAUGGGGAUCCUCCCAUUGCAAUUCCUUGAGGGACAGCAAGCCAAAUCUCUUGGUCUCACUGGAAGGGAAAAAUUUACUAUCAAUAUUCACGCCGAUAUUAAACCGGGCCAAUUAGUUGAAGUUCAGGUUGGUGAAAGUGGCAUUUUUCAGACACAGCUGAGAAUUGAUACUGAAGUGGAACUUGCCUAUUUCAUAAACAGAGGCAUUCUAAACUAUAUGGUUAGAAAGCUUGCCUGAACAGAGCUUUACUGAGUGAUGUAAUAUCCAACUUUUGAUUGUUUGGAUUGGUUUUUGGGAUAAAAUUGCUCACUUUUUAGUUUUGUUAUUUUCUUAUCUUUAUGUCUAAGCGGUUAUAUUAUACAAGAAAAAUUAUUUUCAUCAUCAGUUAAAUGCAUUGCUACAAUCGUGAGAAUGAGUUAUGGUUGCGAUCUAAUCAAUUCCAAAUGUUGAAUUAUAUUUUACACAAGUUAUUCCUUUGAAAAUCGUCA
Molecule: messenger RNA, 2921 nt
Organism: Daphnia pulex (common water flea)
Lineage: Eukaryota; Metazoa; Arthropoda; Branchiopoda; Diplostraca; Daphniidae
Product: cytoplasmic aconitate hydratase-like
Biological process (GO): citrate metabolic process; tricarboxylic acid cycle
Cellular component (GO): mitochondrion; cytosol
Molecular function (GO): 4 iron, 4 sulfur cluster binding; aconitate hydratase activity
Source: RefSeq, a predicted model, not a curated record